This is a messenger RNA of Dibothriocephalus latus, 1038 nucleotides long. NCBI's taxonomy places the organism in Eukaryota, Metazoa, Platyhelminthes, Cestoda, Diphyllobothriidea, Diphyllobothriidae. The record is from the annotation of a GenBank genome assembly.
AUGGAGACGCCUGUUCCAGAUGAAGAUCAUAUGCCUUCCUCUUCCACGCCUACAGAUACUGUCGCGACUGGCCCAAUUCAGGUAGCAGGCGAUUCUUCACCUAACCAAACGCCUCCUGAUACACCCAAAAUUAAUAAUCAACAAGGAGUAUCUUCCAACAGUUGUGAUUUGUCCAGUCUUUCAACUUCUCCUCUGCACGAACCCCUGGUUGCCAAAGAUUUGGGUCUGGAACCAGAUGACCUUCAUGUCUUUGUGCUCAGUGAUGCUGGAAAACCAAUUUAUUCAAGGUAUGCAGAUGAAACAAAGUUGGCUCAUCUCAUGGGCGUGAUGCAAGCACUGGUGUCUGUUGCCAACCAGGAUGGCGAUGAACUGCGUACCAUCAUUACUGAAGAGCGGAAGAUUGUUUUCAAAAUCUGCGGUCACUUGAUCCUGGUUGCAGUUGGUCCCCAUGUCGCACCGACCGGACACCUAAAUACGGUCCUCAAAUAUGUUUACAACCAGAUUGUGAGUGCACUGACAGUACAGCGAAUUGAGAAGUGGUUCAAACAGAAGCACAACCUCGAUCUCCGCAAUCUCCUGAUCGGCGACAGCCGUAUCCUCUCGGGUGCCAUCGAACAAGUGGAGACGCAAUUGGGACCGACACUGAAUGCCGUCCUCUGCAUUCCCCUCUCCGUCUCUGUGCGUGAUACCGUGGUUCAAGCAAUCACCCAGCCCAUAAAAUCUCAGGACCUCGUAUUCGCCAUCCUCUUGACAAACUACCGGGUAGUAUGCAUUGUCAGCAUGAAGAAGCACUUCCUGCACCCGACAGACAUCCACCUGGUCACCAAUCUUGUGCGUUGUUCGCAGUCCUUCAAGGCAGCUCCCACCAACUGGUUGCCGAUAUGUCUGCCCAAAUUCAAUCCGAAUGGGUAUCUUUACGCCAAUUUGUCCUACUUGGACGAACACUCCUGUCUGGUGCUCUUGACUGUGGACAGUAAUCAGUUCUACGCGUUACAGACCUCCAAGGACCAAAUCCUAUCGGUAUGUCCGUCCAGUUGA